Penicillium taxi is the source of this 2109-nucleotide messenger RNA. RefSeq lists its product as uncharacterized. The record is from RefSeq and is a predicted model, not a curated record. The coding region runs from base 1 to 2109 and encodes 702 amino acids. NCBI's taxonomy places the organism in Eukaryota, Fungi, Ascomycota, Eurotiomycetes, Eurotiales, Aspergillaceae. The transcript has 5 exons.
AUGUCUUACCAAAAGGCUUCUAAAUUCAACAACUCCCCUUUCCAAACCUCCUCUCUCAGCUCGUCCUCCCCUGGUUCUUCCUCCGCUGGGCACUUUUCAAUUCCAAAUCCCUCCCCUCCCUCUACCUCCUCGUCCAGCCCGCCACCUGCUGGACGCACAUCGUGGGAUGGUCACCACCCCAGCUUCCAGCCCAAUGCAUAUGGUGUCCGGACCCGCAAGGCUGUGCGGACUUCUCGCUACGGCAAGAAGAUGCCUACCACAACCAGUGGCAAUAUCAAGAGCCAAACACGUCCGGCUGCUCAAAAGGCGUCCACUGUCGCUGACCCUACCGACAUGGGUCAGAACAUGAAGCUAGCCGGUGCAGCCAACAACCUCACCCUAGCUAGCCUGAAUACAGCGUCUGCGGCUGGUCAAUUUCCCAUUACUGUGGGCCAUGAACUCUCAUUUUUUGAAAAGGUCGAGUACAUCCUUGCAUCCGACGUGAUGAAGGGUGUGAACGCGCCUCGACAAGGGUCCGCAGCUUUUGACCAGCUGGUAGAGAACUUCGUGGCACCGGCUGUUACUGCCGUCAAGCAGCGUCAUUCCCUCACCAUGGAGCAGAAGAUUGGGCUCACCUACGAGCAGAAGGUGGAUGAGAUCCUGAAGGAUCCCUUCAUGCAGAGCCGCUACGCACCCAAGCGCGGCUCUGUAGCCUUCCAGAAGCUUGUGGAUGAUUUCCCCAAGCCCAAGCCCCAACACAUGCUGCUCUCACUGGGGCAACCCAAGUUUGUUAGUGAGUGCGCCAAGGUGAGCGAGUUGCCCUCCCAGGCUUUAACUAAAUCAUUGCAUGGCGAUAGUCACCCGUUCAUCCCCAAGAUGGCUGGGCCUGGUGAGGGCAAGGGAAAUCAACUUGCUGCCUCUGUCAGCUUUCAACAUCUUUCUCGCAUGGUGAAUAACGACAUCCACAUGCCAAGUCAGAGUGACGACAGCAGCAAGGAGUUGGAUGAGGUGGAGGGUAAGGUUUGGGUGAAGACAAAGGUCAUCACUGCAGUUGAAGAUGCACCGGCAGAACUUCAGCUGCCACUUGACGCUCCUGUGGCCAAGUACCGCGUCGAGGAACCCGAGGAGUGGGUUAACGCGCUCGAUGUAAUCGAGACGGUUAAGAACAGUAGACUCGGCUGCCCAAUGGCCAAGUCGACACUCAUGAUGAUCAUCGCGACUGUUCUGCCCUUGUUGGUGACGCUUCUGGCGCCAAUCAUGGAUAUCAGCCUGUUCGAUCUCUCGAUCAUCAAACUUUGGUUAGCAGUUGCUUUCUGUCUGCUUGUUGGCGUGGAGUCACUUGAGGAAGUGAACACGGGAAGGUACCAAGUUGCCACAGAGAUUGAUCGUCUGUUGGCAGGAGGUAACGUGGGUAUGCUUGAGCUUUUUGCCAAGCUGACACUCUAUAUGAGUGUCAUGCCCCUAUUGGUGACAAGUCUAGCGUCACCGAUGGAUCAACCCGUGGAAGGGCUUGUGGAGGAUGAUAUGACCACGCAAAACCAUCCUGAUAUAGCGAACGCACCGGUGGCGGAUCUACCGGUUGCUCAAAAACCUAAGGUGGACGGUGAAACCCCCGUCCAAGUGGCCAAGGAGCUUUACCGUUUUUUAGCAGGAGACGAAAAGUGUGAAUUUAAGCCAGCGAUGGCCAAGCCGGCAGUCUACUGGAACGCUCUGCCCUUAUCAGUGGCGACACUGAUGAAUGUCAACCUCCACCGUCUCCUUGGCACUGCUGUCCUGCUAGUAGUAGCUUUCCUCCUACUAGCCAAGGCAUUUCCGAUUGUGGUGACAGCCACAGAAUUGGAUACCCCAUUGGUGGGUGGAGUGGGAGUGCUUGUGCGUAACGCCAAGCGGGCUGUCAAUUCGUUGACAGUCUUGCCCCUAGUAGUGAAAAAACUACUUGAUGUCAUCUCCCAUAUCCACUCAGUCACUACCACCAUCUCCAGCAUGGAAACUCGCACGAUUCCUGACUCUGCAGAGCUGAUCACACGUCAUAGUGACCUUCCUUGGGAAGUUGCAGCCGACCUCUGCAUGAAGGUGGUAGAGCUACAUCGGCGUAUCGAGGAGCUGGAAAGCAGACAGGGGUACUGCUAG